UAAAGCAACCACAAGACAUGGACCAAAACAUCCCAUUUCAACUGCAAUGUUUUGGUAGAUGCAAAGAAAACAAUAUCACAUUGGAAUUGAAAUGGAGAGUUUACAAACUUUGUUGGUAGCUCUUUUCAUGUUUGUAACAGCAUUUCAUUUCAGUCCAGCUGAUGCCAGUUUCCCCAAGAGCAUGUAUUUUUAUUGGGGUGCUCAGCAUUCUGCAGUUCUGGGAAACGGUGACGAGCUCCAGCUUGUAUUGGACCAAACAUCAGGUUCUGGCAUUAAAUCAAAGCGAUCAUUUCUGUUUGGAAGUAUUCAAAUGUUAAUCAAGUUGGUACCUGGGAACUCAGCUGGAACAGUAACAGCCUACUACGUAUCCUCUAGUGGAGACCGGCAUGAUGAGAUAGAUUUCGAGUUCUUAGGUAAUGUCUCAGGACAACCAUACAUCAUCCACACAAACAUCUACACGCAAGGAAAUGGAAGCAGGGAGCAGCAGUUCUAUCCUUGGUUUGACCCAACAGCCGAUUUCCACAACUACACCAUUCAUUGGAACCCUUCGAUGGUGGUGUGGUAUGUUGACAGUGUGCCAAUCCGCGUUUUCCGUAACUAUGAGAACGAGGGCAUAGCUUAUCCAAAUAAACAAGGGAUGAGGGUAUACUCCAGCCUAUGGAAUGCUGAUAACUGGGCAACCAGAGGUGGGCUACUUAAGAUUGACUGGAAUAGUGCGCCUUUUGUAGCAAGAUAUCGCACUUUUAGGCCAAGAGCUUGCAAGUGGAAUGGACCAGUUAGCAUCAGUGGAUGUGCUUCCAACACUCCUACUAACUGGUGGACAUUGCCAACAUACAGCCAGUUGACCAAUGCCAAACUGGGCCAGAUGAAGUGGGUAAGAGAUAACUACAUGAUCUACGACUACUGCAAGGAUACUAAACGAUACAACGGACAGGUACCGCCAGAAUGUUUCAAGCCACAGUUCUAAGAUGCAGGGUCACCUAGUGCGGUCUCUCGAUAGGACAAAAUAAUUUCAGCAGCUCCAGUUUUUCUCCUACUACAACUAUUAAAAAGAACAAAAAAGAUGAUGCUUCUUUGUGUUUAAUCGUAUUGAUUUCAUUCUUUUCCUUCGUGCUUCAGUAUGCCAAUUUGUUGUUCUGGUUUUAUUACAUGCAACACAUAAUAAUACACCAAUCGUUUGUGUUCUCAA
Messenger RNA from Ricinus communis (castor bean), 1189 nucleotides. Its product is annotated as probable xyloglucan endotransglucosylase/hydrolase protein 26. Gene Ontology annotation, biological process: xyloglucan metabolic process; cell wall biogenesis. Gene Ontology annotation, molecular function: xyloglucan:xyloglucosyl transferase activity; hydrolase activity, hydrolyzing O-glycosyl compounds. The record is from RefSeq and is a predicted model, not a curated record. The transcript is spliced from 4 exons. NCBI's taxonomy places the organism in Eukaryota, Viridiplantae, Streptophyta, Magnoliopsida, Malpighiales, Euphorbiaceae. Gene Ontology annotation, cellular component: cell wall; apoplast. The coding region runs from base 59 to 967 and encodes 302 amino acids.